UUUCUGGUCGAACCGUCCUGAUAAGAUUCCAGUCACGUGAUUCUCACCACGUGGUUCGGCGCUCCAGCGGCACAACGCGAGCCACAGCGCAGAGAGCGUCGGAUCGGUGAAGUGCUCAGCGCAUGGAACUUAGAAACCUGAGACAAACUCCAGGAAGAAAAGAGAAGGCAUAAAGACCAGCCAUGGUCAGAUAUGAUAUCCUAAAGUCGUAUCACAGUGUAUCAAUCCCUCUGUGGAAGGUGUCUGCGGCUGUAGAUGCUCAGGAGACCAGACAUCACCACCACAGCUCCAUCCUUCACCACUGACUGCCUGCACCAAGCAUUCAUGUCGUCUCACACAGCAAGGUCUCACAGUACAAGAAUAAGGCUUUCUUGCUGUCUGUCUCGAGGAUGACACUAAGAAUAUAAGCUCUGCAAAGUUUCUUCAUUUCAUUCCCAUCGAAUCAUAUAAUAUGCUGCCGAAAGAACACAGCAGUGAGGGCAAAGCAAGCAAACUCAUGCAGUAUGAGAAGAAGCUGAAAGCUGCCAAGAAAGAAGAGACGAUGCGUUACGUGGAGCCACCCGACGGAGGCUGGGGCUGGAUGGUCGUGCUACACUGCUUUCUGGUGAACGUGCUGGUUAUGGGGACCUUGAAGACUUUUGGGAUCUUCUUCGUGGUGCUGCAGGACGAGUUCGGUGGCUCGUCCGAGAGCAUCAGCUGGAUCGGCUCCAUCAUGUCCAGCAUCAGACUCUCAGGAGGUCCUUUGGCCUCUGUAGCCUGCGCUAGGCUGGGGAACAGAGUCACUUCUAUCUUGGGAGCCUUACUGGUGACUGCAGGAUUUAUCAUCAGCAUGUUUGCUAACAGUGUCCUUUACUUGUACCUCAGCAUGGGGAUGGUGGUGGGUCUUGGCUUUGCACUGUUGUACCAAGCCUCAUCUGUUGUGACUGCAACUUAUUUCCGUAAGAGGUUAGCCACGGCAUACUCCAUUGGGCGCUCUGGCAUGGGCUUAACCUUCGCGCUGGCACCCUUCACACAGCUGCUUAUGGAUCAGUAUGCAUGGCAGGGAGCUCUGUUGAUUUUGGGUGGUCUGAUGUUGAACCUGGUGGCCUCUGCAAUGCUGCUGCGGCCCAUCCAAGUGCAGCCUGCUUCCUUUCCUCUACCAUCUAACCCCAGCCUCAGCAGAGAUCUGCCUGUCUCUCUGACCCAAAUGGAGAAGGGACCUCUUGACAACAGUGAAAAUUUUAAUCUAGCCAUGUCUAAUGGCAUUGCCAAAACAGAAGAUCCUUCCAUACACAAGGAUAUACUUAUCAUUGAGAACACAUCUCAUGGACAGAGUAAGCUGCAAGCUUUAGAACUAACAAACCUGACCCAGAAUGGUGCCAAUGAACUGGACAAUUCUCCAGUAAAGGUUUGUCAAGAGACAAAUGCCAAACUGAUGGUGAAUUCCAUGGUACAGGAGAAGACUCCAACCAAAAAAGCCAAAAUCUUUGACUUGUCACUCUUAAAAAAUCCUUUUUUUUUCAUAUAUACUUGGUCACUGGUUUUCAGUCAGUUAGCCUACUUUAUCCCCUACUUCCACCUAUCAGCAAGAGCCAGGACUUUGGGCAUUGACCCCAUGGAUGCAUCUUUCAUCAUAUCUGUGGCAGGUAUAACAGAAACUGUGGCUCAGCUGGCCUCUGGCUGGGUGACAGACAGGAACCUGGUCCAUAAGUACCACUACCACAAGGCCUAUCUGAUUCUGUGUGGGAUCGUCAACCUGCUCUCUCCCCUCGCCACCUCCUAUAUCCAGCUCAUGAUCUAUGCCGUGUUCUUUGCUAUCUUUUGUGGAGGUUACAUGGCUCUGCUCCUGCCGGUCCUGGUUGACUUGGUAGGGUCUGAAAAAGUGAAUAACUCUAUGGGGUUUUCCAUGUUCUUUGUGGGUCUUGGCUGUCUAACAGGUCCUCCAUUGGCCGGUUUCCUGUACGACUACACCCUAACCUACGACUGCUCCUUCUACUUAGCUGGUGUGUGUUACCUGCUCUCAUCAAUCUCUCUCUUCCUGGAGCCACUUGCUCAGCACUGGCAGGCCAGAAAAAAGCAGCAGGAGCUGCUCAAUAAAGAACUGGGGUGGAGCAGCUGCUGCUUCUGUGCAGCCUCUCAAAGAAAUGGGGUGGUAUAGCUACACCGCAUAGCCAUGGCAAACAAAAAAUUAAAAAGGAAUAUUUGAGAAAAAAAAAGUACUUCAUCCUCCCACAGCGGAUUUGAACUCGACUUUGUAAUAUAAUGUAAAGGCACCAGUCUUUAGAGAGGAGGAGGUUUUUUUUAGGACUCACAGUGAAUGACCAACUUAGUCACAAUGUUUGCAGACACCAUCAUGGAUGGUUUUACAGAUGAUGUGGUCUCUAAAUUCCAAUGAAGCAAAUACAUGUGCAUCUCAAUAAAUUAGUAUGUCAUGGAAAAUGACUUGGUUUACAUUUAACAAAAAACAACCAAUUAACUACUGUAUCACAAAAAAUAGAAUACUUAAUAAGAUCAAUAUAAAAAAACAUUUUUAGUGAAUUGUUGGCCUUCUGGAAAGUAUGUUCCUUUACUGUAUACGUACUUAAUACUUUCUAGGUGCUCCUUUUGCUUUAAUUACUGCCUCAAUUCGGCAAGGAGGUGAUCGGUCUGAGGCACUGCUGAGGUGGUAUGGAAGCCCAGGUUUCUUUGACAGUGACCUUCAGCUCAUCUGCAUUUUUGGUAUCUUGUUUCUCAUUUUACUCUUGACAAUACAGCAUAGAUUCUCUAUGGGAUUCAGGUGUGGUGAGCCUACUGGCCAGCCAAGCACACCAACACCAUGGUCAUUUAACCUACUUUUGGUGCUUUUGGCAGUGUGGGUGAGUGUGUGGAAAAUGAAAUUGUGAAGGGUGUUAAUGAUUGUCUUCUGGAAAACUGUCAGAUCAGCAGUCUUUCCCAUGAUUGUGUAGCCCAGUGAACCAAAUUGAGAGACCAUUUCGAUCACUCAGGAAACCUUUGCAGGUGUUUGGAGUUGAUUAGCUGAUUGAUAUGUCGCUAUAUUCAAAUUUUUUUUAGAUUAAUUGCUGGGUUUUUGUACAAUGUGAGCCAAAAUCAUCACAUAUUAAAGUACCAAAGACUUAAACUACUCCAGUUUUUGUGUACUGAAUUUAUAUAAUACACGAGUUUCACUAUUUGAGUUGAAUUACUGAAAUAAAUGAACUUCCACAACAUUCUAGUUUAUUGAGAUGCACCUGUAACUUCUUGUAUCACAUUAUAUACUUUUAUCUUAUUACCAACCUUUCAAUUUAAGAAAACAUGCAACUUUUCAUUUAAUGUCUCCCAAAUAUAUAGAAUAAUAUAUAUGAGACAGAUAAUGUAUACAUGCUAUAAUAACAUAGCAUUCUAUAAUAACAUUUCCUGUAACAUAACAUAACAGUUACUGAAUGGAGCAAUCAACAUUAUAUUUAAAUAUUAGCCUUAAAAUGCUGAUUAUUUUCUAUGCAAUUUGUCUACUGGUUUGAGGUCAAGGUUUUUCUUUGCAAACAGCAACUCAUAUUGGUUUAUUUCGAUGAUCUGCUAUAAGUUCCAGUCAACUUAUGAGAAUUAAACACUACGUAAAUUGAUUAUUAUUGUUUUAAAGUAUACUUGAUUGUGGAUUUGGGUCACUGUGCCUCUGGACCUUGGACAUGGGUUUUUCCCCAGCCGGUGGUCCCAAAUUACAUUUGUGCCAGCAACCACUGACUAAGAUGAAAAGAAUUUCCAAAACAAAACGGCUUUAAACCGAUUUAAACCUGACAGGAGUGAGAAUACUUCAAGGGCUCAGUCUAAAAAAUGUAGGGCAUUGUGCUUACAGCUACAGCCUUGUUUUAGACAUGCCGUUUUUGAAGACUGUCAUUUAUAUCUAAAUUCCUGUAGUGUUCUGUUUAGCACCAUUAGUUGCCUUUUGUGUACUGCAUAACUGUACUAACUAUUGAGAUAUGAGCCAAAGAUGCAAGAGAGAUUUAUUUUUUUUAUUAUUAUUAUUUUAUUAUUUCUUUGCAUUUUACUCUCAGGCGUGUUUAGGCUUUCAGUUUCUUGUUCAUUUAUCUUUAAAAUCAAACCUUUUCUUACCAAUUGUUUGUGGUUGCUUCUUAGAUGCCACAUAGUUUCUUUUGUCACAGAGUCCUCUAGUGGUACAUACACUGUACUACUGCUGAAAGGUAGCAUUAAUUACUGUUCAGUGCUAAUUAUAUACUGUUGUGAGUAUGACGGAGUGCUGCACAGUUGUUUUUUUUAAUAUAUAUCCAUUUCACAAAAAUCAAAAAGUGACAAAAUGGUGAGAUGGUAAAUAGAGUUUUUAGGAGCACAAAUUGAAUACACUCCUGUUGAGUCUGGACUGUUUAGAAAAUUGUAUUAUGAAAAUUUUGUUCGUGUUUAAACAUCCAUGCAGUCUGAUUGGGAAACACUGCUUAUUUAAUCUCCUAAGACGUUUUUUUUUCUUCUCAUGGGGAGCCAAGGCGUCUCUAUGAGCCACAGAUUGCAGUCUAAAAAUACAUCAACUACAAAGUAACAUAAGAAACAUGCUAGUUCAUUGUAGCCCACUCACUGUGUGUGGACAAAGUCUGUCUUUUAUAUAUGGAUAUGUGGUACUGUAUAAAUUCUGGAAGUGGUUUUAAAAACAAAAAAGGUGGAAUUCUUACAACUGUGAAGGUUUUCAUAACUGAAAUUAAAGCAAAUGGAAAAUG
Molecule: messenger RNA, 4679 nt
Organism: Tachysurus fulvidraco (yellow catfish)
Lineage: Eukaryota; Metazoa; Chordata; Actinopteri; Siluriformes; Bagridae
Gene: slc16a4
Product: solute carrier family 16 member 4
Exons: 10
Coding region: 452-2137 (561 amino acids)
Biological process (GO): monocarboxylic acid transport; transmembrane transport
Molecular function (GO): monocarboxylic acid transmembrane transporter activity
Source: RefSeq, a predicted model, not a curated record